AUGAUACGUCCAUUAUGUUCGAGAAUCACUAUCGCUUAUGUAUUCAUAAUUUUUCAGUUUUUAAUAUUGCCCAGUAAUGCAUGGUCGCCCACAGAUAAUUAUGUCCCAGGCGCAGUUUCGUGUCCCGACGAUAUAAAUUUGGUGAGGGAGGCUACAUCUAUCUCUCAAAAUGAAAGCGCAUGGCUGGAAAAGAGAAAUAAAGUCACCAGUGUAGCCUUGAAAGAUUUUCUGACGAGGGCUACCGCAAAUUUUUCAGACAGCUCCGAAAUUCUAUCCAAACUAUUCAAUGUUAGUGAUCAAAGCCUGCCCAAAAUUGCUGUUGCUAUUUCAGGUGGCGGCUACCGAUCCAUGUUAACGGGUGCAGGUAUCUUAGCGGCAAUGGACGACAGAACUGAAGGCGCUAAGGAGCAUGGGUUAGGUGGUCUUUUGCAAAGCACAACGUACCUAUCUGGGGCCUCCGGUGGUAACUGGCUGGUGGGAACUUUAGUUUUGAACAAUUGGACCUCUGUGCAAGAAAUUCUUGAUAACAUGCAUAAUGACGGUUCCAUUUGGGAUUUGUCUGAUUCGAUUGUUACUCCAGGUGGCAUAAACAUAUUCAAGACUGCUAAGAGGUGGGAUCAUAUCUCUAAUUCUGUAGAAUCCAAGCAAAGCGUUGGUUACAAUACUUCCUUGGCCGAUAUUUGGGGUAGAGCCUUAGCCUAUAAUUUCUUCCCCUCUUUAAACAGGGGAGGCGUAGGCCUGACUUGGUCGUCCAUAAGGGAUUUCCCAGCGUUUCAAAACGCUGAAAUGCCUUUCCCAAUUUCUGUUGCCGACGGUAGGUAUCCCGGUACAAAGGUUAUCAAUUUGAACGCAACGGUUUUUGAAUUUAAUCCUUUUGAAAUGGGAUCCUGGGACCCUUCAUUGAACUCAUUCACCAACAUCAAGUAUCUGGGAACUAAUGUUUCGAAUGGUAUCCCAUUGGCAAGAGGCAAAUGCACGGCUGGUUUCGAUAAUGCUGGCUUCAUUAUGGGUACCUCUUCUACCCUCUUCAAUCAGUUUCUUUUGAGAAUAAAUUCUACUCAUUUACCUAAUUUUAUUACAAGAUUAGCAAGGCAUUUCCUCAAGGAUUUGUCUCAAGACUUCAACGAUAUUGCUGUUUAUAGACCAAAUCCAUUUAAGGAUACAAAGUUUCUAGACAGUGAUUAUACUACAAGCAUUGUCGAUUCGGACAGCUUAUUCUUAGUUGACGGUGGCGAAGACGAUGAAAAUGUACCUGUUUUACCCCUCAUCCAGAAGGAACGAGAUGUGGAUGUUAUUUUUGCUGUGGAUAAUUCAGCGGACAUGAGAUUGGCUUGGCCCGAUGGUUCCUCUUUAGUCCAUACUUAUGAACGUCAAUUUGUUAAACAAGGCCAAGGUAUGUCUUUCCCAUAUGUCCCAGAUACAAAUACAUUCGUUAACUUGGGUCUGAACAAGAAACCAACCUUCUUUGGUUGCGACGCUAACAACUUGACUGAUCUACAAUACAUCCCAUCUUUGGUUGUUUAUCUGCCUAACGCAGGUUAUUCUUUCGAUAGUAACCAGAGUGCCUUCAAGUUGUCUUACUCCGAAUCCCAAAGAAGAAGCAUGAUUCAAAACGGAUUCGAAAUUGCCACUAGAAAUAACUUUACCGAUGAUCCUGAAUUCAUGGGUUGCGUCGCUUGUGCCAUUAUGAGACGUAAACAACAAGCGCUGAAUAUCACUCUGCCUCCAGAAUGUGAAAACUGUUUCGCAAACUACUGCUGGAAUGGUACUCUGGACACUACCCCAUUACCAGAUAUUGAAAAAGAUGUCCAUCAUUCCUUCAUUAAUGUUGGCAGUUUCAAUAGCUCUGUGAAACCGCAACAAGAUCGUCUCGUUGAACCUGCAGGUCAUCAAUUAUCAUCUUCAUCUUCGUCUUCACAAAGUCCAACAGCCACUGCAAUCUUUGAGAAAAAGGCAGCCGCCAAUUCUGGAUCACAUUUAUCUGGCAUAAGUGCAAAGUUUGCUACAAUAAUCAUACUCGCUAUGUUCACACUUACCGGAGCGGUGUGA
Saccharomyces kudriavzevii IFO 1802 is the source of this 2049-nucleotide messenger RNA. RefSeq names its product lysophospholipase (gene PLB3). The transcript has a single exon. Gene Ontology annotation, biological process: glycerophospholipid catabolic process. The coding region runs from base 1 to 2049 and encodes 682 amino acids. The record is from RefSeq and is a predicted model, not a curated record. Lineage: Eukaryota; Fungi; Ascomycota; Saccharomycetes; Saccharomycetales; Saccharomycetaceae. Gene Ontology annotation, cellular component: intracellular membrane-bounded organelle; cytosol; extracellular region. Gene Ontology annotation, molecular function: A2-type glycerophospholipase activity.